UCACCCCAAAACCAUUUCACGGCUUCAUUCAUUUCACGGCUUCAUUCAUCAAAAACCAUUUCACGGCUUCGUUCACCGAAAAUCAAUUCAUGCAAGGCCUUCAUUCCCAUUUUGAUUUCCUUCAACGCUGAGAAAUUGUCAAGAUUCAAAUUCAGAUUCAGAUUCAGCGAUUUAGGGAUUAAUUUUCAGAGAAAGGAUAAUGAAAAAGCAAAAAACAAAUAUGGAGUUUCUCAUCUUCAAGCUCAGAGUGCUUAUCUGAAGCUUGGACGUACACAAGGCUGGUUCUUGAGUUCGUUGUUUCAAUCUUCUCGGUGAAAAGAGAACAAGAGGUUAUACACAUAUGCUAGAUGUGUGGGACAUGCCAGAUGGAGAGUUUAUAUUGGUGGAUGUAGAUUCUUUUGGUCAUCCUAUUGGUUGGGAAGGAAAAACUCUAUUAAAUGCAAUAGGAAGUUUGGUAAGGAGAUCUCAAUGUGCUCCAAUCAAUUACAUUAGCUGGAGUAAGAUGCCUGAGUCCUAUAUUACUGAUAUGAUUGAACUAAUUCAGACAAAGUUUAGAUUUGUUCCUGAAUUCACUGAGCAAACUGAGAAGAUACUAAAGGAUAACAUGAAGGUUAAGUGGAGGCAAUUCAAGUAUCAUUUGAAAUCAAAGGGAUAUGACAGUAGUAAGACAGAAGCAGAAAUGGCUGCCUACAUCCCAGACACAAGGAUUGAUCCUUCUCAGUAUGGUGCUUUAGUACAUCACUGGUGUUCCAAAGAUGGACAGAAAAUAAGUAACAUGAACAAAAAGCAUCGCACAAAAUAUGAUGACAUACAUUGCAUGGGAACCAAGAAUCUUCCACAACUGAUUCAUGAGAUGACAACAAAAGCUAGAGGAAAGCAACCAUCACGAGCACAAAUUUAUAUUAAUACUCGAACUCGAAAAGAUGGAAGUAUUGUUAAUGAGAAGGCCGCUAAUGUAAUUGAAGAACUAAAGAAGCAUAUGGUAGAGGAGGCAGAAAGUUCAAAUAAUUCUCAAACCACUCAAGAUUCUACAAACUGGAAGAAUGAUAUUUACUCAAAAGUUAAAGGAUCCGAAAAAAGAGGACGUGUGCGUUGUCUUGGCAAGAUUGCUCGACACGCAAGUUCUAGCUCUAACUCUCAUGCUAACCAUAGAGUUAAAACAUUGGAGAAUUUGCUUGGAAAUCUUGUUUCCGUUCUCCAAGCACGGUUCUCUGAAGAUCCACAAAUUAAUGAGGUUUUACAAGCUGUAGCUGAACAGGUGAGUGGAGACAACAUUGGGUAGGGUUUCUGGAGAAAAGGUUAUACCCAAGUGGCAAAUUCUUUGAUCUUCUUGGUUUAGCCAGUGAUCCUGAAAAGAAAGAAAGACUUCAAUUGGCAGAGAUUAAACAUUAUCGUUUGGCUAUGGUUGUUUUCCUCAUAUUUGCAAUCUAAGAUGCUGUUACUGGAAAAGGGCUUUAGGAGUUGGUUUAUCAAAUCUGAAAUAUUUCUCAACAACAAGUGUUGCAGGACAAAGAAUAAUGGAAUGAUAGAGUUCCAAAGAUAGAUUCUAAAAACAUGGAAGGAGAGAUUUUAGAGAAAAUGUUAGGAUAAUUUGAAAUUAAAAAUGUAUUCAUAAGUGGAGAAAUAUAUCACUUUUGUAAAGAUUUUAUGAUCUACUUA
Messenger RNA from Cicer arietinum (chickpea), 1659 nucleotides. RefSeq lists its product as uncharacterized. NCBI's taxonomy places the organism in Eukaryota, Viridiplantae, Streptophyta, Magnoliopsida, Fabales, Fabaceae. The record is from RefSeq and is a predicted model, not a curated record.